This is a messenger RNA of Dromiciops gliroides (monito del monte), 4394 nucleotides long. It is a transcript of the gene CPNE7, whose product is annotated as copine 7. Gene Ontology annotation, biological process: cellular response to calcium ion. Gene Ontology annotation, cellular component: plasma membrane. Gene Ontology annotation, molecular function: calcium-dependent phospholipid binding. The transcript is spliced from 15 exons. NCBI's taxonomy places the organism in Eukaryota, Metazoa, Chordata, Mammalia, Microbiotheria, Microbiotheriidae. Bases 652 to 2328 code for a protein of 558 amino acids. The record is from RefSeq and is a predicted model, not a curated record.
UAGCCGCUUGCCCUCCAUCCCGCCUGCCCGGAGCCAGCCCGGGCACUGCGUGGUGCUGCUCCCGCUGCCAACUUCGCGCCCGGCCGGGGCCCGAAGCGGGCGAGGCGGCUCGCUUUCUCCGCCAGCUUUCUCUCCCACUUUGAGGAACCGCACUCAGGGGGUCCUUCUCCUACUAUCCCUGCCUUGAGCCUCCGGCAGCUCGGGAGGCAGCUCCGCGCCCCUAGGGAGGGGACAGGCGACUCACAGGAGAGGCAGCCAGCGAAGCUGGCUCUGGACCACCCAGGGCUUUGCUCAUUUCCCAAUGAACCACCUCCCCUAGACCCUGGCUUUCCCCCCAGGGGAAAUCUAGUGCCUACCAUCCCACUCACUGCCUGGGGCUUCAGAGAGCGGGCCCCAUCCCAGCCCCCAGCCGUGGUGGAGGAAGGGUCCCGGGAAAGCGGGGGCAUCUAGGGAAAGAACAAAGAGGUGGAAACCUUUGGAGGGGAGUGAUUCCCAGCCUGAACCCGCAGGACCCCGCAGAGCCGUCGAAAUCUCCACUUUCUCCGAACGCUCCUUGCUUGAGCCCCCUCCCCUCCCCCCCAUUCCGUGCCCCCUCGUUUCUUUUAAGCCAGUCUACUUGCCGGGGAGAACCAGGUGCCGGCCGGAGCGAAGAUGAACCCGGGCUCCGAGCAGGGAGCCCCGGCCGCCCUCGGGGUGGUCACCGCCACCUGCGUCUCCAAGGUGGAGCUCCGACUCAGCUGCCGGCAUCUGCUGGACCGCGACCCGCUCAACAAGUCGGACCCCAGCGUGGUGUUGCUAAUGCAGUCCCAGGGCCAGUGGGUGGAGGUGGACAGGACUGAGGUCAUCAAGAGCAGCCUACACCCAGUGUUCUCCAAGGUCUUCACACUGGACUACUACUUUGAGGAAGUACAGAAGCUUCGAUUUGAGGCCUACGACAUUCAUGGACAUUGCAGCAUCGGCUCCCAGGAUGACGACUUCCUAGGAGGCAUAGAGUGCACUCUGGGGCAGAUCGUGGCCCAAAAGAAGAUGACCAGAGCCCUGUUCCUUAAAAAUGGCAAGCAUGCUGGCAAGUCCACCAUUACGGUGAUAGCAGAGGAGAUCUCUGGGAACAACGGUUAUGUGGAACUCUCCUUCCGGGCCAAGAAGUUGGACGACAAGGAUCUUUUUAGCAAAUCAGAUCCUUUCCUGGAGAUCUACCGGAUCAAUGAUGAUCAGAGUGAGCAACUGGUAUACAGAACAGAGGUUGUGAAGAAUAACCUGAAUCCUGUGUGGGAGACAUUCAAAGUUUCCCUGAAUUCACUUUGUAGCUGUGAGGAGAAGAGGCCUCUUAAGUGUCUGGUUUGGGACUAUGAUUCUAGAGGGAAACAUGACUUCAUCGGUGAGUUCUCCACCACUUUUGAGGAAAUGCAGAAGGCGCUCGAGGAGGACAAGGUUCAAUGGGACUGUGUGAACCCCAAGUACAAAACUAAGAAACGGAAUUAUAAGAACUCAGGGGUGGUCAUCCUGUCAGACCUGAAGAUCCACAGGGUCUACUCCUUCCUGGAUUACAUUAUGGGUGGAUGCCAGAUUCACUUCACUGUGGCCAUUGACUUCACAGCUUCCAAUGGAGACCCCCGCAACAGUUGCUCUCUCCAUUAUAUCAACCCUUACCAGCCCAAUGAAUAUCUAAAGGCACUCAUUGCUGUGGGAGAAAUCUGCCAGGACUAUGACAGUGACAAGAAAUUUUCUGCUUUGGGAUUUGGUGCCCGGAUUCCUCCCAAGUAUGAGGUCUCCCAUGACUUUGCCAUUAAUUUCAACCCAGAUGAUGAUGAGUGUGAAGGAAUCCAGGGAGUGGUGGAGUCAUACCAGAACUGUCUACCCAAGAUCCAACUUUAUGGCCCCACCAAUGUGGCGCCCAUCAUCGCCAAGGUGGCCAGGAUGGCAGCAGCUGAGGAGAGAACUGGGGAGGCCUCUCAAUACUACAUUCUCCUGAUCCUGACCGAUGGUGUGGUGACUGACAUGGCAGACACAAGGGAGGCCAUUGUACGUGCCUCCUACCUGCCCAUGUCCAUCAUCAUAGUAGGUGUGGGCAAUGCUGACUUCACAGACAUGCAGAUUCUGGAUGGGGAUGAUGGAGUCCUGCGUUCCCCCAAGGGAGAGCCUGUCCUCCGAGACAUUGUACAGUUUGUCCCCUUCCGAGAAUUCAAGAAUGCUUCUGCGACAGCUCUGGCCAAGUGUGUCCUGGCUGAGGUGCCCAAGCAGGUGGUCGAAUACUACAGCCACAAGGAACUUCCUCCUCGGUGCCCCAAUAUGGACUCCCCUGAUGCCAGCCCUGGCCCUCCACAGUGAAGAGGUGCCAUCAGCCUCCAGCCAGUCACUACCCUUCACUUUCCCUUCCAAUGCUGAGUCUGGAGAUAAGGAGGGGGACAAAAUGGGUCAGGGAGGUGAGAGAGGGAGAAGGUAUCUGUCUCCUCUGUCUCUGUUUUUUUACCUCCCAGGGCCUCUCAGAUUGUCCUCCCCUUCCCCCAGUGCUCACAGUAGACUUCCCCCCUUUCUCUUCCUCUCACCCUACAUCUUGUGUUUCCAUGGUGACUCAUCCUAGAGAGGUCUGGACCAGGGACCAUGGCCUGUGUGUGACGAAAGGAUAACAAGGGAUGGGAGAAUCCUGGCUCCUUCUGAUCCAGCCCCAGUGAGAGCCAACGUCCAGGCAAUAAAUGCUUGGCAUCCCUUCUCCUCUGCUUUAGAAAAGCACGGAGUGUGGGAGUAGAUACUGAGUGGGGAGGAGAGGGGGUUUUGGAUCCUUAAAGAGCAGUCAGAAUGAGCCUCUCUUCCCUUCAGAAUAGUCUGAGGGAGCACCCCUUUCCUACCUCCUAGCCCCAGGUUCAUAUUUUGAAUCCACUUCCUUUGUGGUCAUGGUGAGAGAGUGGAUACCAAAUCCCAGUGUUUACCCAGCGCCCUCUUCACAGCUUCUGGGUCAGACUGACCUGCUUGGUCUCCUUUAGCUUAGCUCACCUGAUUUGCUCUUCCCAUCCCUCUUCAGUGAUCUCAGAAAUGGAGGGAGAGUGGGAGAAAUUAAUUUGCAGGCCUGGUGGAUAGUUACCUUCUUGCACCUAUCCCCAAAGAAUUUCCAGGGAGGGUGGGCAUAGGGAAAGACUUUGGAAUUUAUCUUCUCUUCCCUCCAUUCCAAGAAGACAGGACUCUCGGAUGCCCAGGUAGCUUCCCUCUCUCUCUCUCUCUCAGAUCUGUAUUUAGCAUUUUUUUUUACACCUGGGAUGGAUGGCACAGAGAGGAAUAGGGGGAUGCUCACCUGGGUUAUGGCUGCUGGGGAGAGGAAGAACUCCGUGGGAUGAGGACACCAUUGCUAGGGAUGGACCAGUCAGGGGAGAAUUUCCUCCAGCUCUUUCCAUCAGCCCCUUCUCCACUUUGCAAAGCCCCUGUCUGCUAGGGGUGGGGAGUCUGGACAAGAAGGGUACUCUGGGUUAGUGCUGGUGGUAUGGGGGUGGGGAUAGGGAGGAAGUUUACGCUCUAAUGGCACAGUUGGCACCUUCUAAAUUUUCUACCCUGGGGCAAAGCCCAGUGGCCUCAACUCCCUAAUUCUGGCUCUGUUUUCUGCUCUUUCUCCUUUCCUUAAGCUUUCUGCCCUUGUAAUUGUUUCUCCAGCUGUGGCUUCUUUCCAAACCCCAAGGGUCUUAAGGUGAAAAUGGUCACGUGGGGGCAAAUCACUCCAGGGCCUACCUUUACUCUCUCAUUAACUUCCCUACUGUGGACGCAAAUGGCUCCAGAGGAGAGAGUGAGGCUGGUGACCUUGCACAGCCCUCCCUCACUUAAAUCCAAUUUCACUUGCAAGUUAUGACAUCAUCUCCUCAAUGUCAUGGUCCUCAUUGAGAAUGAAGGACAAACAACAACAACAACAACAACAACUGACUCUACUGGCUCUUCCCCAUCCAGUCACCCACUUUCUCUCUUGGCUGGGGCCACCAAGAUCAGGACCCUUGUCACUAUUAACUUGGGCCCAAGGGCCUGUCCAGUUGUAGGUGAGGUGGGGUGGAAUAUAAUGGGACAAAGCUAUCGCCUCACCCAGAGGUGCAGCUCCAUCAUGCGGCCUCAUCCAUGCAGAACCCCCUUCCCACCCCCUCCAACUCCCUAGACCCUUUGGGCUGUCAGACCAAUAGAUAGGAAAUGAGGCUCCAUAUCCCUCUCUCAGCAAUAUGCAUGAUGAAAAAAACUCCUAGAAACCACGAAAUCCCCUCAGGCUUGUUGUCUGUUUACUUUUCAGUCUAGUAAAUCUCCGUAUUCUUAGGAGAUCCCCUCUGCCCCCUCCUUGUGGUAUCUGCUUGUAUCUGUUCUCAGCUGUGUCCUCUCUAGGGCCGUAGGAGGGAGGAAUGGGGUGGGGGGGAAGAUGUAGAGGGAGAGAA